This is a messenger RNA of Eleginops maclovinus (Patagonian blennie), 2609 nucleotides long. RefSeq names its product interferon-induced protein 44-like. The coding region runs from base 282 to 1145 and encodes 287 amino acids. The record is from RefSeq and is a predicted model, not a curated record. The transcript has 8 exons. NCBI's taxonomy places the organism in Eukaryota, Metazoa, Chordata, Actinopteri, Perciformes, Eleginopidae. Gene Ontology annotation, biological process: immune response.
AUUAUAGAGGUGUGUCCUCACACAAAAGACUUCAAUGUAGAUAACACCAAACAGGAUUCAACAACUACUGACACGUUAAGGUAUCAAUGUCUCUAAAUUCACAAGUUUAGAAAUGUCAACUUGUGAUUAUGGUCUACUUUUCACAGUUUUUUUUUAAAGAAACUGUGGUCUAAUUCUAUUGCUAAAGAAGUGAAAAAGAAGUCAUUACUUGAGCUAAACAACACCACUUCUUUCAACUGACACGUCAGCUGAGGUUUCUACAACAAUAUCUCUUUGAAGUCAUGGAUUAUUUUUUCAAACCUUAUCCAGUGCCACCGUCUCCAAAAGUUUUACCUAAAGAAUGGAGGACCGUACCUUGGGGAGACAAAGAAAGAGACUUAAAGUUUGUGAAGGAAUAUCAGCCUCAUGAUAAGGAGGUCCAGCUCAGAUUCAUGCUUUAUGGACCUGCUGGUGCUGGCAAGUCCAGCUUCAUCAACUCUGUGGAAAGUGCUUUGCGGGGCGAAGUAUCUAACCGAGUUGGCAUCGAUGCAAUAUCUCAAGGGAGCUUCACCACAAAAUACAGAGCCUACCAAAUCGCAAAAGGAGGACCAAGGAAAUAUUACCCUUUUGUCUUCAAUGACAUCAUGGGCCUCGAGAAGGAUACAAGUCAAGGAGUGUGUGUGGAAGACAUCAAACUGGCCAUGAAGGGACACAUGAAUGACGGUUACAAUUUCAAUCCCUUCUCUCCCUUGUCUGAGAAUAACCAAGACUACAACAAAGAACCUGCUCUAAAUGACAGAGUUCAUGUUCUGGUCAGCGUCAUCUCAGCCUCCACAGCAGUAUUCCUGACCGGCGAUUUCCAGAAAAAGCUGAGGGAAGUCAGACUUGCAGCCAGAGACAUGGAGAUUCCUGAAAUUGCUAUUCUCACCAAAAUUGAUGACGUCUGUCCAGAGGUCAGCAACGAUAUAAGGAACGUGUAUAAGAGCAAGUACCUGAAGGAAAAGAUUGAGGAGGUGAGUGGCACGCUGGGUUUCCCAACAAACCGCAUCUUUCCUGUGAAGAACUACCACUCAGAGAUCGACACAAAUGACGACAUUGAUACACUGAUACUGAGCGCACUGAGACGGAUAAUUACAUCUGGAGAAGACUUUGUCAACCACCUGUAAAACUACAGACUGCUGAGGUCGAUCUUGUUUUUAUAACAUUAUGCAAACAAUCUGUCUGGAAUGGUCAUUACAUAAAGUGGGCAAUAUGGCUUUAGGUUUUAAUUUGCAGCCUGUAAUGUGUCACAUCUAUACUAUACCACUGAGUAAAGUAUGAAAAGGCUUUAUUUCCCCUUUACUUGAAUCUUUGCAUUAUGAUGUUGUUAGUUAUGCUUUUAGGUGUGAAAUGUCAGUGUGGGGAAAGAUAAUUACAUAAAGUGGGCAAUAUGGUUCAUAGGUUUUCAUUUGUAGUCUGUUAUGUAUGUAAAGGGUAAUGUGUUCUUUCGCUUAGAAAACAUAGUCCGUUCUACAACGUACUACCAACGACUGAGACUGAGGCGACAAGAAAGUCACUAAACGGCAUCACCAAUCGAGGUUUUCUGUAACUGUCUUUUUCACAUUUUCUUUCCUUUAACAAUUGUUUAAAAACAUGCCAGUGUCCUGCCACUCGUUCACCAGCAGACUAACCAUACAUCUUUCCUUUGUUUAUUUAAAUUAAACUAUAAAUCGACGGCGAACAUAGAUCUCAAAUAACAUUGUUUCCCUGUCUGAACAUCAUAAGUGGACUCAUUGUUUAAAAAAGGCGCGGUAUUAAUAAUGUUUUGAUGUGAUUAGCGAGAACUCCACAAUCCAUUCUUAUCGGCUAUGGGGCGAGGCCUUGCGUAGAGGGAAAGCUCCCGGAUGCUUGUUCGUAAAUGUUAACUUCCUGUCGAUCUUGUUUUGAGUUCCCUUCGUAAAUCUGAAUUUUAUCCUUUCUUUCUCCUGCGUUGUUUUUCUUAUUUUUCAUGAGGACAGUUGAACCAUCAUGAAUCCAAAGUUUUGUGCCCUAACAAAAUAUACAAGUGAAUAUUCAAAAAGUACGACAUAGUGUUUUCUGACGACAAAUCGACCGGACUUCUUUCUGCAGUUGAUAAUAGUCCGUUGUCCCUCCAACGGUCUUGUUAUCCUUAGCAGCAGUGUGUUAGCGAAAACGACCUCUGAAAUGUCCUAACUGACCAGGAGUGUUUUGUUUAUUCGGGUGGUAAUUUGUCUUGCUGUCUCCAGGUUUUCGAGAAUCUGAACAUUUGCUGGUAAAAUACUUAAUUUUGAUGGAAAGCAAAAGUAUUUUUGUCUAAUAACUUCACAUGCUGUACCUGUAACUGAUUAGAAAGUAUUUUCCAUUUCAAUGUUUGGGCAGGGUGUAUAUUAAACAUUUUACUACAGUACUGCUGUCCAGGAAAAUGUAUUCAUUUAUUUGUAUUCCACACUUUAACAAUAAUUUAUCCUCUUUUCUUCAGAGAGCGAGUACAUUUGAAUGUGAGUAUACAUGGAAAGGAAAAGUAGACCUAUGUAAAGCUUCAGGGUAAACGUCGCUCAUUUGAGUCUGGGAUUGUCAAAUACCCUUCUUGUGAAAUUAAUGUAUUUAAUAAUAAAAAAAAGAUCACGUUA